Messenger RNA from Saprolegnia diclina VS20, 911 nucleotides. RefSeq lists its product as hypothetical. The transcript is spliced from 2 exons. The record is from RefSeq and is a predicted model, not a curated record. Lineage: Eukaryota; Oomycota; Saprolegniomycetes; Saprolegniales; Saprolegniaceae. The coding region runs from base 24 to 782 and encodes 252 amino acids. Gene Ontology annotation, molecular function: protein N-terminal-serine acetyltransferase activity; protein-N-terminal-alanine acetyltransferase activity.
CUGCUCUCCAACAGACGCUCGCCAUGAAGUUUGAAGACGUAAACUUGCCACAGUCGAUGUACGAGGAGCAAUUGCAGCUUCAAGCUGAGCUCCUCGAGGAGGCGGCAAUGUGUCCGGAGAAGCCGCCGUCGUUCGAGCUUGACGGCUCUCUCGUCAAACUCCGACCGCUGCACGGUGGGUCGACCGAAGACGUCAAGGUCAUGGCGCUUCGCCUGUACGACAUCUCGUGCGGUAAGGCGCUCGGUGGCUUCUACGGCACGGAGGACUACGAUGUCGAUGCGCUCAUUUGGCGCUACAUGGUGAACGGCCCGUUUCCGACAUACGAAGCUUUUCACGAAGGCCGCAUUGUUGAACUGCCCAACCAGCGCCACUUUGUCGUUCUCCAUGCGUCGACGGACGAACCGAUUGGUAUGGUGUGCUUGAUUGAGCACUUGGCCAAGGAUCUCCGAGUCGAGAUUGGCGCGACCUGGUACUGCCCCGCAGUUCAAGGGUCGGGCGCCAACCGUGAGUCCGUCUACCUCCUGCUUCGGGCGCUCUUUGACAUGGGGUACCGCCGGGUUGAGUGGCGUUGCGACAGCUUCAACGUGCGGUCGCGCAAGGCGGCCCAUUCGCUUGGCUUUACCUUUGAAGGCGUUUUGCGGAAGCACAGAAUUGUCAAAGGUCUCAACUACGACACCGUUGUGUUCGCUGCGCUCGACAGCGAGUGGCCCGGCAUCAAGGAAAUGCUCGAAGGCAAGAUCAAGUCUUCGCUGGCCACCAAGGCCAAUGCCAAAUUGAUGUAGUAGAUAGUCAACAUGGUAGUGAGUUGUGAAGACUUUGCUAGAAGCUCUACUAGAUUCCGUCAUUGCGUUGCAACUGCUUGACAUUCUCCACGCAAAGACCACAAUAAUUCAUGGAAAUCGAAGCUCAUG